AACUACAGACACACAGAUGGCCUCAACUAAGUAUAUAGACUGACCAACGUCAUGGUCAAAUCGGAUGUAACGAACGAUGUCUUCCCGAUGGACAUAUGGGGGAAAUGUGACACGCAUAAUGUGACGACAUCACAAACACAGCUUCCGGUCAGUGGGUGGAAAAGAGCCUUCCGGAAGCCACAGAACAAAUUCCGGUGGUACAUCAUCAUCGGAAUCAGCGUUCUCAUCACAUUGUUGGUCGUGGUUGUCAUCGCUCUGGCUAUUCAUUUCACAAACAACACCGACAGUCCAGAGAGCCUUGCUGCUGCACCCAUCAGAGAUGGAGACGAGUGUACGUCCUACUUUGUGGUUGUUGUAGAGUGUACGUCCUACUCUGUGGCUGUUGUAGAGUGUCUGUCCUACAAUGUGAUUGUUGUAGAGUGUACGUCCUACUCUGUGGUUGUUGUAGAUUGUACGUCCUACUCUGUGGUUGUUGUAGAUUGUCUGUCCUACAAUGUGAUUGCUGUAAAGUGUCUGUCCUACAAUGUGGUUGUUGUAGAGUGUCUGUCCUACUCUGUGGUUGUUGUAGAGUGUCUGUCCUACUCUGUGGUUGUUGUAGAGUGUACGUCCUACUCUGUGGUUGUUGUAGAUUGUACGUCCUACUCUGUGGUUGUUGUAGAGUGUACGUCCUACUCUGUGGUUGUUGUAGAGUGUACGUCCUACUCUGUGGUUGUUGUAGAUUGUACGUCCUACUCUGUGGUUGUUGUAGAGUGUCUGUCCUACUCUGUGGUUGUUGUAGAUUGUACGUCCUACUCUGUGGUUGUUGUAGAUUGUACGUCCUACUCUGUGGUUGUUGUAGAGUGUCUGUCCUACUCUGUGGUUGUUGUAGAGUGUACGUCCUACUCUGUGGUUGUUGUAGAGUGUACGUCCUACUCUGUGGUUGUUGUAGAUUGUCUGUCCUACUCUGUGGUUGUUGUAGAGUGUAUGUCCUACUCUGUGGUUGUUGUAGAGUAUCUGUCCUACUCUGUGGUUGUUGUAAAGUAUUCAAGGCUUACUGACCAAUCGACUUCAGGUACAGCGUCGAUGAUGUCGCCCACAACAACAUCAAGUGAAAAUGUAACAGACGUCAUGCAACAUACUUCGAGUGCACCGACGGCUAGCACAAUCAACAGUACGUCUCCAGAACCAAAUGGCAUCACAUCUUUUGAUCCAGCAACGCCGAACAAUAUGUCUGGUAUCACUUCUCCGUCCAGCCCAAGGUUAACCUUGGUGGCCUCCGACCUUACCGUCGAGAAUAAGAAAUUAACCUUGACCUGUGAGGCUAUGAAUAUGGACGGAUGGAGUGACCUUUACAUUCUACGUCAUGGCAACGAUAAUCCCAGGACUGUUGGUACAGUAAAGGCAGGAUUUCAGUACCCAUCUGUGUCUAUCCUGGACGCAGAUUUCAGUUCCCAAAUUUCAUACAAGGACGAUGCUAUCGUUUUUGUGUUGGAGUCCGACAUUCCCUACUGUUCCAAGGAGGCCAAUUAUACGUGCAUUGUCAGGGCACUUCCGGGGACCUUCACAGCAGUCACAGAGGUCAAAGUAAAACAAAUAGAACCUACGAUUAGUGUACCCAAGUCGGUUAUUGCGGAGAGGAAUAUAACAUUGCAGUGCUCUGCCGACAUCCAUGGACAAAGAGGCAACCUCAGGUGGAAAAUUCGUCCCCCUGGCAUGCAGUCUUUCUAUGACUUAAAUACUACUCCUGUCACGUCACAAAAGUUUUCAAACUGCUCAACAUCCAUCAACAGCACCUUAAUAUUCCUCCCGAAAGCCUCCGACAAUGGAUCACACUUCCGGUGCGUCAUUGAAGGAGCUGACGGUGCAAUAGACAAUGCUGAUUACCCUAAAACGGAUGUAGAGUUCCACGUCAUCCCGGCAACGUUCUGUGAUGAUAAACCUGCGUACACCAUUCACACACAUCCCUACUCGCCAUGUAAUCUCGUCAUCUACUGUUUCCAGACCGGCCCACUCGUGUACGAAAUUAACUGUGAUCCGGGCACCUGCUAUGACAAAGAAAGGACGAAAUGUGUCUAAUCACUUGCAAUGUGAUCGGAAAGGGUUGUGCUUUCUGUAUUUCUGGAGUUUUACAACAACAGAGAACCUUUGAUUUCAGCGCU
Messenger RNA from Ylistrum balloti, 2138 nucleotides. RefSeq lists its product as uncharacterized. The coding region runs from base 52 to 2055 and encodes 667 amino acids. The record is from RefSeq and is a predicted model, not a curated record. The transcript is spliced from 8 exons. NCBI's taxonomy places the organism in Eukaryota, Metazoa, Mollusca, Bivalvia, Pectinida, Pectinidae.